Molecule: messenger RNA, 597 nt
Organism: Adineta ricciae
Lineage: Eukaryota; Metazoa; Rotifera; Eurotatoria; Adinetida; Adinetidae
Source: the annotation of a GenBank genome assembly
AUGGAUAAGACGAAAGUAUUAACAACAGACGGUUCCCCGGUGAUCGUGAAACUGGACAAAUUACAACUUGAACAAGUCCAGCAAUACAAGUACCCGGGUUCAAUAGUCGAAGCGCAAAGAAUCGCUGCAACAGCAGACAUCACUAAUCGAAUCGGACAAGCUACAACAGUGUUUGGAACAUUACCUUGGUGCUUUUGGCGCAAAAGUAACAUCACCAUAUCUACAAAAAUGCAGAUCUAUAAAUCACUCGUUCUCUCAGUAUUGCUGUAUGGUGCGGAAUCAUGGACAUUACUACAAAGCGACCUGAAGAAACCCGAAGUCUUUCAGAUGCGCUGUCUACGUCGUAUCUUGAGUAUCUCAAUUCGAGAUAAAGUAAGAAAUGAAACCAUCAGGAAGUGGUGUUGCGAUCAACCUACUAUAUCCGAUGAAAUUCAAAAGCGACGAAUGCGUUGGCUUGGCCAUAUCUGUCUGGAAGCAAAAGAAAAAGCACUCGACAAACAACAAUGGAAGGUCACUACACACAAUGUUGUCAAUGGUAUAGUAGCACCUACAGCAGCGUACUGGCCGCGCGGUCAGCCGCCACCAAGCGUGCCCUGA